Messenger RNA from Mizuhopecten yessoensis (Yesso scallop), 1856 nucleotides. RefSeq names its product meiosis-specific nuclear structural protein 1-like. Bases 138 to 1646 code for a protein of 502 amino acids. The transcript is spliced from 10 exons. Gene Ontology annotation, biological process: cilium organization. NCBI's taxonomy places the organism in Eukaryota, Metazoa, Mollusca, Bivalvia, Pectinida, Pectinidae. The record is from RefSeq and is a predicted model, not a curated record. Gene Ontology annotation, cellular component: motile cilium.
UCACCCUAGCAACUGACGUCACCAAGUCCUGACAACAACAAGCAUCCAAGGUGGCCGCCAAAGGAAGAGUUUGUUACCCAAACUGAUUCGGUUUAUAUAGAGUUCCUGUUGUGUUAGGACACUAUAAAGCUGCCAUAAUGACCACUACUAGGAGGAAUCUGACCUCCUAUGACAGGGAGAGGCAGCUGGAACAGAGUAGACGACAAGGAGAAAUACGAGAAGAUACCAUUAAACGCCUCGGUCAGGAGCGACUCUUAGAAGCUAAUAUGACUAAUGAACGCAAAUUAACAGAGAAAAGAUACCUACGGAACCUAAUGAAAGAUCAAAAAGAAAUGGAAAUGGAGGAAUCUAUUCUAAAGGCCCAACGUGACCGAAUCAUCAGAGAGGAACAGCUCGUCCAGGAAGAGCGACUUGCAAAGGAGAUGGAGAGAAGAAAACUAGAUUCUAUGAGGGAUGAAAAAAUGAGACAACAGAUCAGAGAAACAAGUCUUGAAUUACGAGAAUUAGAGGCCAAAUUGAAGUCAGCUUAUAUGAACAAGGAGCGAUCGGCACAAAUUGCUGAGAAGGAAGCUCUUAAAUUUGAUAAAGUGAAACGUGAUGCGGAGAUCUCACGGAACAUGAAAGAGGAACAUGAUCGUGCCGAGGAGGCAGAUAUACAACGCCAGAAGGAACAGUACCGGGAACAGAUCCGGUACCAACAGGAACUGGAACGCCAGCUGGAGGAACAGGAACACAAAAAACAACAGGCUUAUGAGGAGUUCCUCAAGGAGAAACUCAUGAUCGACGAGAUCGUCCGCAAGAUCUACGAGGAAGACCAGAGAGACAGAGAGCUCGCACUCGCCAAACAGAAGUCCACACAGAAAUAUAUAGAAGAAUUCAAAAACGCACGCGAAGAAUGGAAAGUCCUGGAGAGGAAGAGAAUGGAGGAAGAAAACAGAAAUAUCCGUGCCUUCGCUCGGCUACAAGAGGAUAGAGAGAAGGGUAGAAUGGAAUCAAAGAAGGCCAAAGAAGAUGCAAUGGCUCGGGUCCAGGGAGCGUUGGCAGAGGAGAUUUCCAGACAGGAUGCCGAGAGGGAGGAGAUGGAGCGUGUCCGUAUGGAACUCUACCUGGAAGAACAGGAGGAGAGGGAAAGAGUAAAAGAGAAGAGUGAUAUAGAAGCAAGGAUACGACAGAAGAUUGAAUUACAACAGACACAUGCUCAACAAAUGCACUUCAAGAACCUCAGGAAGGCAGCCCAGGAGGAAGAGGAAGAGGAAUUCAGAAAACAGAUGCUGGCCAAAUUCGCGGAGGACGACCGCAUAGAACAGAUGAACGCCGCGAAGCGCCGCAUGAAACAGCAAGAACACAAACGUGCCGUCGAUCAACUUAUCGACGACAGACGUUUCCAGUUUGCUGCCGAUCGCGAGAGGGAGGUCAUGGAACGUCGCGAAGAGGAGAGGAUGGAACAAUUCAAGAGACAGAUAGUCGAGGAGGAAAGACAGAAGUUAUUACGCGAGCACGCCAUGAGGUUGCUAGGAUACCUACCCAAAGGCGUCAUACGUGAUACAGGUGACCUUGACAUGCUCGGACCCGAUUUCAAAUCAGCAUACACAGCCCGUCAGGUCGAUCCAUUCGAUGAAGAUGCGUGGGAUCAGAGCCGACGAUAGGACUGGGAUGCCCGUGAUUGUCAUAUGAACAAAUUAUCUGUGAUUCACUCGAACUUUUGUUGUUCUACCUUCUAAGAAAGGAAGUUUAUCAACAGGUGCAACCCACCUGCUGAUUAUAAAGACAAAUAUUUAAAAUUGGAAGGGAGAUACUGUUUAUGAUAAGGAAAUGGUUUGCUCUUGAUGAAAUCAAGCUGAUUUUAUCUAAAGAGG